AGCUGUGAAUUCCUCACUAUGGCUCGGCUUUUGAAACUCUUCCUAUUUCUCGUGUGCUGUUGCUGGGGUUGUGAGGCGCAGUUCACGAUGACUCAGCCGCCCUUCGUCUCGGCCUCCAUGGGAGAAACAGUCGGGAUCUCUUGUACGAGAAGCAGUGGGGGUAUAAGAAGCAGCUGGAAUCACUGGUACCAACAGAAACCCAACAGCGCUCCGAUACUGCUAAUAUACAAGGAUGAAGAGAGAGUGUCGGGGAUCCCAGAGCGAUUCUCUGGUUCUUAUGACACCUCGGCCAAUUCUGUCACCUUAACCAUCUCCAACGUCCGAGCAGAAGAUGAAGCUGACUAUUACUGUCAAUCUUAUGACAGCGGCAAGCACACAAUGGUACAACCUGAUGAGGAAGUGGUAUGCCAGCUGGCCGUCAGCAAAGAAGCCCGCAACCCCACCUCCUCCUUAAGGCGGAAGUGGCUUUCCCUUCCAGGUCCCAGUGCCCAGCAGCAGCUGCACCCCCUGAAGCCCUCAGAGGUUGUGUCUGCAGGAGAUAUGGUCACCCUUUCCUGCAGAUUCAGUGGUGGAACCAUCACUGAUGGCAACUACCCUCUCUGGGUCCAGCAGAAACUGGGUUAUUCUCCACGGCUGUUGAUUGACCAGACCAGCAGAAGAGCACCAGACAUCGCAGCCCGUUUCUCUGGGUCUAAGUCAGGGAACACCAUGUCCCUGACCAUCACAGGAGCCAUGGCAAAAGACAAGGCUGAUUAUUACUGCACCAUUAAUAUCCCUGGCCAGUAUGUCACAAUGGUCCAUGCACGUGGGGAAGCGAGACAAAAACUCUCCUAA
Podarcis raffonei (Aeolian wall lizard) is the source of this 834-nucleotide messenger RNA. Its product is annotated as immunoglobulin lambda-1 light chain-like. NCBI's taxonomy places the organism in Eukaryota, Metazoa, Chordata, Lepidosauria, Squamata, Lacertidae. Bases 19 to 834 code for a protein of 271 amino acids. The transcript has 3 exons. Gene Ontology annotation, biological process: immune response; immunoglobulin production. The record is from RefSeq and is a predicted model, not a curated record.